Molecule: messenger RNA, 2709 nt
Organism: Torulaspora globosa
Lineage: Eukaryota; Fungi; Ascomycota; Saccharomycetes; Saccharomycetales; Saccharomycetaceae
Gene: PWP2
Product: snoRNA-binding rRNA-processing protein PWP2
Exons: 1
Coding region: 1-2709 (902 amino acids)
Biological process (GO): maturation of SSU-rRNA from tricistronic rRNA transcript (SSU-rRNA, 5.8S rRNA, LSU-rRNA); ribosomal small subunit assembly
Cellular component (GO): Pwp2p-containing subcomplex of 90S preribosome; small-subunit processome
Molecular function (GO): protein binding
Source: RefSeq, a predicted model, not a curated record
AUGAAGUCUGAUUUUAAGUUCUCGAAUCUAUUGGGUACUGUUUACAGGCAGGGAAAUAUCGUUUUCUCGCACGACGGAAGGCAAUUGCUGUCGCCAGUUGGCAAUAGAGUUUCAGUGUUUGACCUGGUCAACAAUAAAUCGUUUACUUUCGAGUAUGAGCACAGGAAAAAUGUUGCAACGCUAGAUUUGAACGGACAGGGUACGCUUCUGAUCUCUGUAGAUGAAGAUGGUCGUGCGAUUUUAGUGAAUUUCAAGACGAGAAGCGUGCUGCACCAUUUCAAUUUUAAAGAGCGUUGUUACAGCAUCAAAUUCAGUCCUGAUGGAAAGCUGUGUGCCCUGGCGACAGGCAGAUUUCUGCAGAUUUGGAGGACUCCUGAGGCCGGGGAAGACCGCCAGUUUGCGCCGUUCGUUCGCUAUCGUGUCCAGGCUGGCCAUUUCCAAGACAUCGUGUCGCUUACGUGGUCCCAGGACUCCAGAUUUAUCAUAACUAGUUCAAAGGAUUUGACGGCGAGAAUAUGGUCUGUCGACUCUGAGGAUAAGGAUCUGGCGUCUACCACGUUUGCGGGUCAUAGAGAGGUCGUUCUGGGUGCGUUUUUCAGCGCAGACCAGGAGAAGAUAUAUACCGUCAGCAAGGAUGGUGCGUUGUUCAAAUGGGAAUACGCUCCUAAAGAUCCUGAGGACGAGGAAGACCUCUCGAAGUACAGCUGGAGAAUUACCCAGAAGCACUUUUUUCAUAACGAACAGAACAAGGUCAAAUGCGUUACUUUCCACCCGCAGUCCAAUAUCUUGGUUGUGGGGUUUAACAAUGGUGAGUUCCGACUUUAUGAGUUGCCUGAUUUUACGCUCAUCCAGCAGCUCUCUAUGGGCCAAAAUCCAAUCAACACAGUGAGUAUAAAUUCUUCGGGAGAAUGGCUUGCUUUUGGCUCUAGUAAGCUGGGGCAGCUGUUGGUAUAUGAGUGGCAGUCAGAAUCGUACAUUUUAAAGCAGCAGGGGCAUUUCGACUCGCUGAAUGGGUUGGCCUAUUCGCCAGACGGCUCGAGAGUGGUCACAGCAGCUGAGGAUGGUAAAAUCAAAGUUUGGGACGUUGUAUCAGGAUUUUGUUUGGUUACGCUGGAAGGACACACAUCUUCAGUCACUGCUGUUCAGUUUGCGAAGAAAGGCCAGGUUCUGUUUUCCUGUUCUUUAGAUGGUACAGUCAGAGCCUGGGAUCUCAUAAGGUAUCGUAAUUUCAGAGUAUUCACUGCUGCGGAGAGAAUACAGUUCAGCUGUCUGGCGGUGGAUCCAUCUGGUGAAUGUGUUUGUGCGGGCUCCAUCGACAGCUUCGACAUUCACGUCUGGUCUGUUCAGACUGCUCAAUUGUUGGACUCCUUAUCAGGACAUGAGGGCCCCGUCUCCUGCCUAUCGUUCAGCCAGGAAAAUAGCGUGUUGGCCUCUGCCUCUUGGGAUAAGACUAUCAGGAUAUGGUCCAUAUUUGGUAGAUCUCAACAAGUGGAACCGAUUGAAGUUUAUUCGGACGUCUUGGCUCUAACGACUAGGCCUGACGGUAAGCAAGUCGCCGUGUCAACCUUGAAAGGACAGAUCUCAAUAUUCGACAUCGAAAGUGGUAAGCAAGUGGGCAAUAUUGAUUGUAGAAGAGACAUCAUCUCAGGCAGACAUCUCGAGGAUAGAUUUACAGCAAAGAACUCAGAAAGAUCUAAACAUUUCACUACGAUUAACUACAGUUUUGACGGCCGGGCCAUCGUAGCUGGCGGUAACAACAAUUCCAUUUGUCUUUACGAUAUUCCUAACGAAGUGCUGCUGAAAAGAUUCGUCGUCUCAAGAAAUAUGACGUUAAAUGGUACUAUGGAGUUCCUGAAUAGCAGUAGAAUGACAGAAGCUGGCUCUCUCGAUCUGAUUGACGAGGACGGAGAUAAUUCAGACUUAGAGGACCGCAUAGACAACACACUUCCUGGUUCAAGAAGAGGCGGCGAUUUAUCCACGAGAAGAAUCAGACCCGAAAUAAAGGUGACUUCCGUACAGUUCUCACCAACAGCAAAUGCCUUCGCCGCCGCUUCGACGGAGGGUUUGCUAAUUUAUUCCGUGGACGACUCUUUCGUAUUUGAUCCAUUCGAUUUGGACGUCGAUGUCACUCCUCAAACGACUUUGAACGCAUUACAAGAGAAAGAGUAUUUGAACGCCUUUGUCAUGGCAUUCAGAUUAAACGAAGAAUAUUUGAUUCACAAGAUCUAUGAGACAAUUCCGGUAUCGGAGAUAUCUCUUGUCAGCGCCAGGCUGCCUGUCGUAUAUCUCGCUCGUGUGCUCAAGUUCAUUGGUGAUUUAGCCAUGGAGUCCCGCCAUAUUGAGUUCAAUCUGCUGUGGAUCAAAGCCCUACUAUCAGCCCAUGGAAGCUACAUUUACGCAAGAAAACAUGAGUUCGGCACAGCAACCAGAUCGAUACAGAGGUUCAUAGGCAGAGUAGCGAGAGACGUCGUAAGUGCCUCAACGAAGAACAAAUAUGCAUGUAACUUCAUCACUAAUACAAGUGCAACAGCGCCCUCAGAGCAUCUCGACGAAGAAGUUCGACUUGACGGUGGCGGCGAUGAAGAUUCGGACCAAGAUAUGUCGGCCGCUUCUGAUGAAGAGGAAGCUUGGACGGGAUUCGACGAGAAAGUAAAGAAUCUACCUCUAGAACAGAAAGUUGAAGAUUCGGAUGAUGAAGAAUUAGUAUAG